Molecule: messenger RNA, 2067 nt
Organism: Umbelopsis ramanniana AG
Lineage: Eukaryota; Fungi; Mucoromycota; Umbelopsidomycetes; Umbelopsidales; Umbelopsidaceae
Exons: 11
Coding region: 14-1816 (600 amino acids)
Biological process (GO): purine ribonucleoside salvage; carbohydrate metabolic process
Molecular function (GO): magnesium ion binding; phosphopentomutase activity
Source: RefSeq, a predicted model, not a curated record
AUAAACUCGAACAAUGUCAGAAGCACAGCAUUAUAAGCAACUAGUAGACGAAUGGCUGCGACUGGAUCAAAAUCCAGAAACCAGGGCCGAAAUUCAACAGCUCUGGGACUCCAAUCGUUUGUCGGAUUUGAAGCAAAGGCUCGGAAGUCGUAUAGAGUUUGGAACAGCUGGUUUGAGAGCUCGUAUGGAGGCUGGAUUCUCGCGAAUGAAUGAUUUGACGGUUAUCCAGGCUUCACAGGGUCUUGCAAAAUAUGUACUGAAAAAUGUAGACAACGCCAAAGAGAAAGGCGUUGUCAUUGGCCACGAUCACCGCCACCACUCUCAGACAUUUGCGAACCUCACAGCAGCAGUCUUCAUCUCUCUUGGAUUCAAAGUUUGGUUUUUCAGGCAGCUUGUUCAUACGCCAUUAGUGCCAUAUACCGUAAAGCAACUUGGUGGUGCUGCAGGCAUCAUGAUCACAGCCUCUCAUAACCCGAAGGAUGACAAUGGUUACAAGGUUUACUGGGAAAAUGCUUGCCAAAUUAUCCCUCCUCACGACUCGGGUAUCGCAGCUGCUAUUGAUGAGAACUUGGAACCUUGGAUAUGGGAUGAAAAGCUUGCCACUGAGAGUCCUCAAAGCCAAGACCCAGCUGAGAAAGGAGUUAUCGAGAACUACUUUAAGGAACUUGGUUCAUUGAGUGCAUUCCGCGCUGAUAACGAAGCUAGUGAUUUGAAGUUCGUUUACACAGCAAUGCAUGGCGUUGGUACUCCAUACGCGAAAAGAUCCUUUGAAGUUUUUGGACUAAAGCCGUUCAUUCCUGUUAAAGAACAAGUGGAACCAGAUCCUGAGUUUCCAACUGUCGCUUUCCCAAACCCAGAAGAAGGAAAAGGAGCUUUGGCACUGGCUAUGAAGUGUGCAAACGAAAAUAAUGCGCGCAUCAUUUUGGCAAACGAUCCUGAUGCUGACCGACUUGCAAUUGCCGAAAAGCAGUCAAGUGGCGAAUGGAUAAUCUUCAGCGGUAACCAGAUUGGUACUAUCUUGGGUGGAGCUACUUUGGAGAGGAUGCAAAUUUCUGGUGAACCUGUCGACAAAAUAGCUAUGUUGGCAAGUACCGUGUCUUCCAAAUUUUUAGCCAAGCUCGCAGAAGCGAAUGGAUUCUUGUUUGAGGAAACUUUGACUGGUUUCAAAUGGAUCGGAAAUCGAGCUCAAGAAUUAGAAGAACAAGGAUAUAAUGCUGUUUUUGCAUUUGAAGAAGCUAUUGGUUUUACUGUUGGCAAAGUCGUUAGAGACAAGGAUGGUGUCAGUGCCCUCGGUUUCUUCGCUGAGUGGGCUAUUCACUUGCAUAACCGCGGACAAACUGCCAACGAUUAUCUGGAAAGUCUGUACCAAAAGUACGGUUACUUCGUUACGGAUAACUCAUACUUCAUCUGUCGCGAGCCUGAAACUAUCAAAAAAAUAUUUGUUCGAAUGCGAUAUGGAGACCACCCAUGUCCUGAUGAAAAGUAUCAGUACAAGCUUAAUUACCCUGCCACCAUUGGUGGCCAUAAAGUGACUGGAAUCCGGGAUUUGACAAUUGGAUAUGACUCUGCAACACCAGACAACUACCCCACACUCCCCGUCUCUAGCUCUUCGGAAAUGAUCACCUUCAAGUUGGAGAAUGGUUGCGUUUUCACUAUUCGCACAAGUGGCACGGAGCCGAAAAUCAAAUACUACUCGGAACUGGCUAGUUCCUCGACUGAACAGGCUAGAAAGGAACUCAAGGUGGUUGUCAAUGCCAUUGGCAAUGAGUUAAUGGAAGCCGAUAAAAAUGGAUUAGAAGGUAGAAAAGAGGCAUAGAAUGGACGAUACAUUGAUAGCUUAUCCGAAAAUCACUUUGCUUAAACAUGACAAGUUCAUUGAAGAAAACAAAUUUGACGUUGAUUAGUUUAUUACAUAGGAUCCUUUUGUAAUGUUUCAACCAGUGAAAUAUUAGUGCGCUUUAUGCUUAUGUUUCUUUGCGUGUUUUGUAUGUUCAGCAGCGUCUUCUCUUGCCCAUCGUCUUAUGCAGAAAUAAUGAGCGACUUGUAGAAGAACAAUACCUAUAGUUC